Messenger RNA from Talpa occidentalis (Iberian mole), 4376 nucleotides. RefSeq names its product tetraspanin 9 (gene TSPAN9). The transcript has 7 exons. Lineage: Eukaryota; Metazoa; Chordata; Mammalia; Eulipotyphla; Talpidae. Gene Ontology annotation, cellular component: membrane. The coding region runs from base 10 to 1002 and encodes 330 amino acids. The record is from RefSeq and is a predicted model, not a curated record.
CGCGCGAGCAUGGAGAAGUCGAGUAGCGAGGAUUCGUCGAUCCACCGGAGUCCAUCUUUGGACAGCAAGGACUCGGACUUUGCCAAGCCGUCCACCUCGGGCCGCCCGUUCGGCCGCGGCUUCACGGCGGGCGCUUUCUAUGGCACCGCGGGCUCCCGCGGCCAGAGCCGCGCCGAGGGCGGCGUGAAGACCGACAAGUACAAUGCCCCCAAAGGCAGCAAGUACGUGGUGUUUUACCUGGACCUGUCCUUUGUUUUCCUCCUAGAAUUUAAGAAGUGCAACAUGGCCAGGGGCUGCCUCUGCUGCUUGAAGUACAUGAUGUUCGUCUUCAAUUUGAUAUUCUGGCUCUGUGGCUGCGGGCUGCUUGGAGUGGGCAUCUGGCUGUCUGUGUCCCAAGGCAACUUUGCCACCUUCUCCCCCAGCUUCCCCUCGCUGUCUGCAGCCAACCUAGUCAUCGCCAUCGGCACCAUUGUCAUGGCGACGGGCUUCCUGGGCUGCCUGGGGGCCAUCAAGGAAAACAAGUGCCUCCUCCUCAGUUUUUUCAUCGUCCUGUUGGCCAUCCUCCUAGCAGAGCUGAUCUUGCUUAUCCUCUUCUUUGUCUACAUGGACAAGGUGAAUGAGAAUGCCAAGAAGGACCUGAAAGAAGGUCUGCUGCUGUACAACACCGAGAACAACGUGGGACUUAAGAACGCCUGGAACAUCAUCCAGGCCGAGAUGCACUGCUGUGGCGUCACUGACCACACCGACUGGUUCCCCGUGCUGGGGGAGAACACGGUCCCCGACCGCUGCUGCACGGAGAACUCCCAGGGCUGCGGGCGCAAUACCACCACCCCGCUGUGGAGGACGGGCUGCUAUGAGAAGGUGAAGAUGUGGUUCGACGACAACAAGCAUGUGCUUGGCACCGUGGGGAUGUGCAUCCUUAUCAUGCAGAUUCUGGGCAUGGCUUUCUCCAUGACCCUCUUCCAGCACAUCCACCGGACGGGUAAAAAGUAUGAUGCCUGAGCAGGCGGGCAGCAGGCGGGCAGGCGGAGCGCCCCAGACCAUGCGGACACUGUGCCAGGGAAGAAGAUUCCAGCUUUGUGUUGCCUGCCCACACUCUCCAGACUGCUGACCCCUGCACCCCUGCCCCGGCCCCACCCCCUCUGCCAGGGAGAAGGCAGGAGGUAUGCAGAGACCUUGGGGUGCUGGGGGCACCUGGAUUCUUACAUCUGUGUAUUUGCCAAAGAAGACAGCGUGGGCCGGGGACGCGCACCAGGAGGCCCUGCCGGCUCUGAUGUGUUUCUGCCCCCGCCCUUCCUCACACUGACGCUUUGUCCCCCGAGGGGCGGGGGCGGAGUGCGCCCCUCCUGGCGAGAGACCCAGCGAGGCCCCCCAGGCCGUCCGCCCCGUGGGAGACGGGGAGAGCUGGUGGUCACGUCGGGGCUCUCCCUGCCUCCCGCAAGGCCCCUGGGUGCGUCUAGCCCAGGCUUUUUAUACCUUACAGUGUAACUUUUUUAUUUUAUUUUACUCUGAUUAUGAUUAUUCAGGAAUAUUAUCUCUCAGAUAAGUUUAGGGUUAGUGCUCUGAUUUAUGACUUUUUACUGUGUUGAUUUCUGUAACGGUUUGAUUUUUUUCCAAGGGUGGGGGGUGAGUGGGGAGAGGGUCACCUGUCUGGAGUGGAUCAGGAAAACCGUGUGCAGCACUCAGGGGGCUCUGGGGAGCGCCCAGACUCAGCUCAGGGCUCACUGCGCGGGAGGCCGCGAGCAGCUGGGCUGGGGUGGAGUCUGGGGCGCGGGAGCCUGGACAGGCAGGUGAAAGGAGGGUGUGGGCUGCCUGGCAGGAUGCCUGUGCCAACCCGGGGGUCCCCAGAGGCUGGCCACAUGCUUUGCAGGAGCCCGGCCAUUGCUGUGCUGGGUCCUCACUCCACUGAUGAGCAGUUUCUCCGUUUCUCUUCUGCUGUCCUCCUGCCCUCUGCUGGCACAGAACGGGGCUCCCCUUCCACCCCACACAGGCGUUCCUGCCACAGGUUCUGCAAACCCCAGUUACCUUCAGACAUUCCUGCUAGAAACUUUCAGACAAAUACCUCUCUAGUUUGGAUGCUCAGUUCCUCACAUUGCUUCUGGAAGGGGAAGCCAUUCCUCGACUUUGCUGCUGAGACAGUGACUGAGGACCGUGGCCGGCAGGAGGGGAAGGGGCGCGGAUGGCAUGUUCCCUCCAGCCAGAGUCACAUGCUGGCUUCCUGCUGGAGGCGGCAAAUGGUUUCCGCCAGGGGUUCAGAUUCCUGGGGGCUCCUGGAUGGUGGUUGGGUGGGGGUUAUGUCCUCUGUAACCCUAAGGAGAAGAAAACCCGAGAAGGAUCAGCCUGGAUCUUAUUACAACACCCCCAGCACAAAGCAGACUGAUUCUUGACUUGGGAGACAACAGGCUGGCGGGGGUUACAGCUGCAGCAGCCCCCCGAGAAUGUCCCCUGGGCGGGUUGAAUGUUUUGUCGUUAAGAAAAAAGAGUCCACAGGAUUGAGUUUGGAAAAGUUACCCACUGACUGGCUAGAUGCUGGUGCACAUCCCUGAUGGGGCCUUGUGUGUGUGUGUGUGGGGGGUGGGGGCUGCCUUCUCCCGCCCCAUUUGAUUGGUUGCCUUGAUUUCCCCACUGGGCCCAGGCCCUCUCUGCAGCCUCCACCUGCCUGUCGUCUCAAGACCUCAGGGCCAGCUGCCCAGCCAGCGGCUCCACUCGCCUCUAGGUCAAAUACAGUGGGACCGGGAGUGCAGAUCUUCGGGUGUGUUCAGGGUCACACUGCGGGUCCGGGGCGGGUGCUGGAGAGUGGAGAGGGGCGUGGUCUCAGGGAAUAGGGCAGAGCAAAGACCCCCUCCCUGGGAGAGGAGCGGAGGGGCUAAUGGCAAAGUGGGAAGGGGGUGGGGGGUCCUUCGGGGGAGGAUGGGCGAGCACACGCUGAGAGGAGCUGCCUUCCCGGGUCCUCUGGCCCUACUUCUUGGUGAGGAGCCCGCCUCCCGGGAACCCCAGGCUGCGGAGUGUGGAGCAGACCCGCCCCAGCGGAGAGACACUCGCGCGCACACACGUCCUGUGGCACGGCAGGGCGGGGUGCAUCCUGAGUGUGUGCUGGGGUGAGGGUGGGCGGGUUUGUUUAUGCCUAUCAAUGCAAUUUCUAAUUUUUGUUAAAAUCAACAGCAAACGUCUAGCACAUUGUGGGGUGUAUAGCCUCCCUGGAAAUCUUACAUUUCUAGAACUUCAGGGGCAUCCUCUGGCCCUGGAGCCUUUGCCACAGCCCCCGUCUCUUCCCCCAGCCACCACGUCGUCUGUCUAUUUGCAGAACCUUGUCCACGCUUCCCAAAACUGCCUUCUGGCCUCACCCUGUGCCCGGAUGAUCAGUCUUUCGCCAACCAGCACUGGGUGGAAGUCCGGGUGCACGGGGUGGGGAUCUUUCCAAGCCCCUUGCCCGUCCUGCAGAGCCCUCCCCACACCACACGGAAGGUCACACUGUGCGAUGUCAGUGACGGUGGCCCAGUGUCCUCUGGUUCUCCUGCCCAUGUCCGCAUUGGGCAGAAUUAACUGAGUGACUUCCACGUGUUCUUCCCUUGCCACAGCCAGAGCUCCUCCAGGCCGGUCUGCCAGGCAGUUUACAGACUGGCUGAGAAGGUCAAGGUUUUGUAGACUUCAAGGGGAAGCCUGCCGUAGACUCUGCAGCCCUGUUACCAAAAGGUGGUGAGCAGAGGCUGAGACUACCCUUGGGGGCCUGCAGCAGGUGUUGGGGUAUAAGUCUCCAUCUGUGUCCCCCAAAGGGAGGGCUGUCUCUCUCCUGCCAACAUGGGUCUGUCUCUUGGGCUGUCACUCUGGAAGGGGUGCCGAGCCCACCCAGACAGGUGUUCUGGUGGGUCUGGGGCCCAAGUGGCUGUCCCUCUGUGCUUUCGGGGCCAAAAAGCAGUCCAGGUGGAUGGAAGUGACUGUCCCCUCCUCUCUGGCCCCCUGCCCACCCACUGGUGGAGGUGCUAACUAGCAGGGACCUGGCACAGGAUGGGAGCUGGGUUCCAGGUGCUGGGGUCCACUCUUCAUCCCUUGCCCUUCAGUGUCCCUGCUCUCCCGCUUCCCUCCCCAAUGGGUGGACGUCCACGGCGGGUCCUGGCCCCUGCCCUGCCCGGGCAUUCCGAGGGGGAGGCUUUGGGGCUCAUGCCUGCGUGCUGCCCACCCCAGGGGCAGCGUGCAGAGCGGGAGAGCACGCUUGUUGGUUUCGAUGCACUUUCUGCUUGCAAUGCCGUAUCUGUGCGUUUCCUUCAUCCUGGUCCUGGCUUUAUUGAACGCCAAGUUUUUAGCAUGUUUUUAAAUAAAACCUGAUAACGUGUCAAAAGCACAGGCAGGCUGGCUCUUCGUGUUUCUGUGUCUUAUUU